UUUCCUCCCUCAGUCCAAAGACAUGCAUGGUAGGCUGAUUGGCAUGUCCAAAGUGUCUGUAGUGUGUGAAUGUGUAUGUGAUUGUGCCCUGUGAUGGAUUGGCACCCUGUCCAGGGUGUACCCGCCUUGUGCCCGAUGCUCCCUGGGAUAGGCUCCAGGUUCCCUGUGACCCUGAAAAGGAUAUGUGGUAUAGAGGAUGGAUGGAUACUCGUUAAUUCAAACCAAACAACUGGCCACAGCUUAGCCCUGCUUGUGACUGGAAGGUUGUAAGUUAAAAUCUUAGGGCAGUCAGAGUGCCGCUAGUGGGUCUUUGAGCAAGAUCCUUAACCUUAUUCUGUUUGCACUGAAGUUAUAUUCUGUCGUGCUUUAAAGUAUCUUUAGAUAAACAUGACUUUGAAAUGGGUAAAUGUAAACGACCACAGAAAAUAAAUCUGGUAAUUCAGUUUAAAGCCUAGGGGCGGCAUGGUGGCACAGCAGGUAGCGUUGACGCCUCACAGCUUCAGGGUUUCCAGAUUGAGUCUUAUUUCAAUUUACUUUCUGUGUGGAGUUUCUCCCAUCAGUUGUGAAUUACUGUCUCAUGCCUAGUGUUCCUGGGUUGGGAUCAACCAUGACCCUAACAAGGAUACAUCUGGAUAUAAAUGAACGUCUGAACCCUGUGAUAAAAUUUAGCAUUUAUAUUAAAUACAACUGUGCAACUUGAAGUACUGACAUCUUUGUUUGGUUAAAUCAUGGACCCUCAAUGACAAUCAACAAUGAACUAAUCGCAAAUAUGUGUAAACAUGGCAUUUUCUGCCACCGUCUGAUGUUAAUAGAUUUAGCACUAUGUCUGCUAGAAUAGUGUAUGACUAGAUGAGGUGCUGAUGCUAAUUCUACAGGAAAUCAUCCUGAAUAGAUUAGGCACUUCUUUAACGUGAUUGUUCAACCCAUAAGAAGAGUCAAAUUAAACCAAAUUCACAGGUUAGCAAGGCUCAACAAUAAUGCUUAUUUUGUGUAAAAGCAACACCAUUACAUAAACAAAUGUGUUUAAAUUUAAAGCAUCAGUGCUUUUUAAACAUACUAAUGAUUUGUUUUUUAAUCGUUGCAGGGAUGCAUCUCACUCAAGGGAAGCCAAGUGAAUGAGCUUACAGCUAAUCCUGAGGAAGCAGGCCGAUAUCUAUUUGAGAUUGUCCCAGGUGCAGCUGGUGAAAAAGACAAGACCCCUGUGAGCCAUGAGACCUUUUUGCUCAUGGCCAACUCCCAGAAUGAUGUGGACGACUGGGUGAAGGCGAUCAGACGAGUCAUAUGGGCUCCUUUAGGAGGAGGAAUUUUUGGACAAGGCCUGGAGGACACAGUCCAGUACGAAAAAAAAUUUGGUGUUCGACUUGCCCCACUUUUAGUCGAGCAGUGUGUGAAUUUUAUUAGAGAGCGAGGACUCGAUGAGGAGGGUCUCUUCAGGAUGCCAGGUCAGGCCAACCUGGUCAAAGAGCUUCAGGAUGCUUUUGACUGUGGAGAGAAACCUCAGUUUGACAGUAACACUGAUGUCCACACUGUGGCUUCCCUGCUGAAGCUCUACCUCAGAGAGCUGCCUGAGCCAGUCAUCCCCUUCUGCAAGUAUGACGAUUUUCUUACUUGUGCUCAGCUUCUGGCCAAAGAUGAAGAGGAGGGACUACAAGAAUUAGGGCAGCAAGUGAAGACUCUUCCCUCUGCUAACUACAACCUCCUUAAAUAUAUUUGCAAGUUCCUCGAUGAAGUACAGUCACACGCGGGUGAAAACAAAAUGAGUGUACAGAACUUGGCCACUGUGUUUGGACCUAACAUUCUUCGUCCUAAAAUGGAGGACCCAGUAGCUAUCAUGGAAGGAACCUCCUUGGUCCAGCAUCUCAUGACUGUACUUAUCAGCAAACAUGAUCAGCUGUAUCCUGAUCAGGAGCUUGAAGCUCCUGAAGUCUCCAUGGAGGUGAGACCUCAGUGCCAGCACCACCAGCAGUCCAACCUUGUUGGCUGGAUCUCUGAGGAAGAUCUCCAAAGCCUGACACCUCCUGGGAAGAACCCCAACACUAGUGACAACCCCAGCAGCAGUAGUACCUCAUCCCUGGAUGGUAUCCCAGCAGGUCCAUCUCCUAAAUCAGUCUCUCAAGGAAAAGCUGAGACAGCAAUCAGUCCAAGCAAGCAAGCCAAAACAUUACCUUCCUGGAAAUAUACUUUCAAAGGUUCCUCACCACGACAACAACCUGCCAAAACUGCUGGUCCAUCAGCAGAUGUGAGCAAUGUCUCCAGUGGAAACUGGCUCAUGAACGGACUCUCAUCAUUGAGAGGGCACCGUCGUACUUCCACAGGUGAACGUGCAAAGGAUUCUGGGUCGUCCCAAAGACUGUCAACCUAUGACAACGUCACAUACUCGUCAAGCCCUGGAAGUGUUCCCAGUGUAGACAGCUCUCAGUGGUCCACCUUAUCUUGCGAGAUCUCAGUGUCGGGAAGUGACAACGUAGAGGCAGACAACAGGACAGAGUCAGAUGAAAAUUCUGUUGAACCAGAACCGACAAUGGAUGAAGUAAACUACAUAGAGCAAGAGGAUGCUAGUGGCAAUAUGGUGUCAACCUGCAGCAGUGACACCAAUAUAAACAAUGUAGUGCCAGUCAUCACAGUCAUGGCCGAGGAUAAUGAUGAAAGCUCCUCAUCAUUGGUCAGUGUGGUAGCAGCACUGAAAGAGGAACUGCAGAGUCAGAAACUGGUUUAUGAAACCAGAAUCAACAAGCUGGAAGAGUCAAGUGCACUGCUCCAUGUCCAGAUGGAAAGAUUAGAGCAUGACAUGGAACAGGAAAGAAAGAAACAAAGAAUGCUAGAAAUCAAACUGAGGAACUCAGAAAGGGCCCGGGAGGAUGCCGAAAACCGUAAUCGGCUCCUGGAAAAAGAAAUGGAGGACUUCUUUUCUACACUUGGGGAUCUGGCUCUUGGAACAAGAACAAGUGACAUUUAGUUUCUGUGUGUUUAGGGCAUGAUGGAAAUGAUCCACAAACCAAUCUGUGGUAACUGUGGGCAGUACUGUCUCUGCAUUUCCUCAGGUCUCUCUAGAAGUGUGUGGACUGAAAUUCCAUGUUUAUUCCAUGACUAUUUCUCUAACCUCAUGUUACACGAUUGUCUUGACCAGGACCUAAAGGAUGACAGAAUAUGUAAGGAUGGACACAAGGCCUUACUCACCAAGGUCUACAACAUAUCACUGUGGAUGUUAGGGUAGCCAGUUCCUACCAGUAAUGUUAGGCUAUUUAGCCAGUUGUUUACACUUACAGCUGUUUUGUCUGGCUCUUAGUCCAGGUAAAGAGACAGUUCACCAACUAAUGCAACAUCAUCAUUCAUAACCAAAGCCUAUAUAAAUUGCUGGCAUUAUUUGGUUUGGGAACAUAAAGUGUGACCUCUACCCUGGAAGAAAAAAAGUAAGAAUUGUAAUGACAGUGCCUUUGUGGAGAUUUUGUGUUGAAAAACUAUCACCUGGUUUGCUUGACUAGAAUAGUUCCCAGUUUUGGAAUUAAUAUUGGAAACAUUUCAUGUGGUGUAUUAUUAUAUAUUAAAAGGAAAGGCCUUGUGAGAGUUAAAGUCAAUGUAAAACACAUCUUACAUGGGAAAUAUGGGUUAUUCUCAGAUUUUAUGAGAUAUUUAAGAAAGUGAUUAGAGGUUAAUAUAAUGUUAUAAGAAUGUGUUCACUGUGUUGGUUGAUUGAUUUAGAAUUUAGAAUUUAUUUUAUAGUGUGCAAAAUCAUUACAGGGCUGCGCUGUGUAUAUUUCAUGUUGGAUGUGUUCAAAUCAGGCACUGAAGUAAUAAUAUUUGAGUAACACCUAUGAAAGUUGUUACAUCCCUUUAUGUUAUACCUUUAUAUAAAGGAGCGGACAGUGUUUAUAAAUCUAUUGUAUUACAACUGGAAGUGAUAAAUAUGUCACACGGCCAUAUGUGCAAUGGAUGUUUUGUUGCUUCGCAUCCAGUAUUUCUAAUACUUCUAUUAUCUGUUGACCAAAUUACAGUGUGUUCCUCUGGCUUCAGUAGUUUCUUACACUAAAGUCUUUUUCUGGAUAUACUUCGAACAUUUUUUUUUUUUUAAUGACUGUCGAGCAUAUUAGGAUGUCAUACACAAUCCAUCUCAAUGUGCUUAAGUGUUAUUCAUAUUUUUGAAUCGCUGACCAGUUAAUGUGGUGCUAUGUAUCUGUACACAAAUAUGUGCAAUUAAACGGAAAACUGGAAAAUAGAAAUAUUUAUAGAUGUAUUUUUUUAUUUGUUUGUUUGGUUUUUUUUUUUUUUUUUACACAACACUGUUUCUUAAUGGCCAAUAAAAUGUGAGGAUGAAGUAU
This is a messenger RNA of Ictalurus furcatus (blue catfish), 4316 nucleotides long. It is a transcript of the gene arhgap22b, whose product is annotated as rho GTPase-activating protein 22. Bases 1226 to 2956 code for a protein of 576 amino acids. Gene Ontology annotation, cellular component: focal adhesion. NCBI's taxonomy places the organism in Eukaryota, Metazoa, Chordata, Actinopteri, Siluriformes, Ictaluridae. The record is from RefSeq and is a predicted model, not a curated record. The transcript has 8 exons. Gene Ontology annotation, molecular function: GTPase activator activity. Gene Ontology annotation, biological process: signal transduction; activation of GTPase activity.